AUGCCAGGUCCGACGUUGCUGUUGCGAGUGCCGAACCGGGGCAGUGACCCCAAGACGAAGAGCAAGAAACUUUUGAAGCCGGUGGAGCUCAGGUCUCUCAACACUUCAGGUCUUGAAGUGGAGCUGGCUGCGUCGGCCAGAGGACUGGCUGGCUUUGCCGGGUAUCACACGUCGGUGCUCAUCGACGGAGAGGAGUACUACUUCAGCCCGACGGGAAUCCGCUACGUCAAGAAACUCAUGAGCCACCCCCGACGGUCUCAGGCCACGCGCACACAUAUCGGGUUCAGCAAGGCGACGGGACAGCAGAUGCUCGACUUUCUGAACGAACACUUCCUUGCUGGCAGCUACGACUUCCUCAGGAAGAACUGCAACAGCUUCACAGACGCAGCUUUGUACUUCCUCUGUGAGGCACGCCUAGACUUCAAGUACCGGGCCAUGGAGACUAUUGGCUGGAUGGCCGAGAGUUCCUCGACCGGAGGGCUGUGCUGCAAAGAUAUUCAGCAGGUUUCACACUAA
Molecule: messenger RNA, 516 nt
Organism: Symbiodinium sp. CCMP2592
Lineage: Eukaryota; Dinophyceae; Suessiales; Symbiodiniaceae
Source: the annotation of a GenBank genome assembly